Molecule: messenger RNA, 479 nt
Organism: Staurois parvus
Lineage: Eukaryota; Metazoa; Chordata; Amphibia; Anura; Ranidae
Source: the annotation of a GenBank genome assembly
GACUGCGGACACGGUACAGGAGAUGAUCAGAGACUGCGGACACGGUACAGAGGAUGACCAGAGACUGCGGACACGGUACAGGGAUGACCAGAGACUGCGGACACGGUACAGGGGAUGACCAGAGACACGGUGCGGACACGGUACAGGGGAUGACCAGAGACUGCGGACACGGUACAGGGGAUGACCAGAGACUGCGGACACGGUACAGGGGGAUGACCAGAGACUGCGGACACGGUACAGGGGAUGACCAGAGUCUGCGGACACGGUACAGGAGAUGACCAGAGACUGCGGACACGGUACAGGGGAUGACCAGAGACUGCGGACACGGUACAGGAGAUGACCAGAGACUGCGGACACGGUACAGGGGAUGACCAGAGACUGCGGACACGGUACAGGGACAUGCACAGAUAGGACCGCUGGAGGUCUGCAGAGAAGAGCAGAGUGGCCGGUCUGGUAUUCUAACACAGGGGGGAUACCAG